Messenger RNA from Dibothriocephalus latus, 717 nucleotides. The record is from the annotation of a GenBank genome assembly. Lineage: Eukaryota; Metazoa; Platyhelminthes; Cestoda; Diphyllobothriidea; Diphyllobothriidae.
AAGGGAGCCACCACAGAAAAGAAGAAAACCGCGUCAGUCGUGCAGGAGGAUACAGACCGACACAAAAUUAAGGGCGCAAGGGGACUUCGCUUGGAUCGCCAGCUUCAUUUCAUGCAGGCCGCUAAAGCCAAACGCGAAAAACGGCAGGCAGAGUGGGAUGCACUCUAUGCGAAGAAACCACCCAACAAUUAUGAGGACCCCGUAGACGUCGCAGCAAUAAAGUACGUCCGUGAGAAUAUGGGUGACUAUAAACUAAAAUCAUCACCCAACUACACAGUGCCCGAGCACGAGCGACGCACCGCGAAAAAAACCAGACUGGUUCUACUGAGUACAAUGCGUCAGUUGUCAGAACGGCAAGCCGAUUUCAACCAACGUGUGCUGAGGCUGCGAGACAAGAAGGCCAAUAUCAUCCAGCAGUUGCGACUACUGGAUGAGGAGCUUGCAAAAGUUUCCAGUGCCCUGCCCGAAUCGGCCAUCGUCGUGCGACUGAAAAUUUCUGAUCUUGACGAUGAAGAAUUUCCCGAAAGGUUAGCCCAUUUAACACCUCACUCAAAAGACUCUCAAGCCGGCAUUUGUACCAAACUUCCUUCUCAUGGCACUAAGUUGAUCUUCGAUAUCACCGAUGAAAAGCUGAUCAACUUCAAGAACCGAAUUGAUCCUCCGCCUCCGGGUCCUAACGAUGCGACAGCCAAAAAACCAGCACCACCAGCUGUAUGA